UUUGUGAGCAAACAAUACAAACACUGAAUCCGAUGGCAAACCAUGUGUUCAAUCAGUUGUGUCCACACAAGAGGUUCGCCUUCUGGUCAACCAAUCCAUACUUCAAGUUCUUGAGAUUGUGCUCAACUGGGAGUGAGACAAAUGUGAUCAAUGAUUGGCACCAAUCAGUGCAGGACUUGAAGUCAGACCCAAAUGAGGAGUCGUUUCCCAAAUUGAAUUUAAUUGCGGAAAAGACGGCCAAAAGAGCGGAGCGGAAGAACUACUUCGGAGAGAUCCGAAAUCCCAGAUAUAAACGGAUGAAGACUUCGCAGGACUGGACGUCUGUGUGGCCGACGGCGCGUGUCUUCCAUCCAUCGACGGUUCCUCUGCCGCUACACAUGGGGUGGACUAUCCCGGACUCGGCGGAAGUGCCGACCGGGAAGUACCACAACCCGGAACUCUUGAAAAUCCCGAAUUUCCUCCACUUGUCUCCACUCGCGAUCCAAAAACAUUGCGAAGCAUUGAAACCCUUUUGCACGCAAUGGCCAAAAGGUCUCGAGACUGACCGCAAGUGUGACAAACACUUCCCCAUUGAGAUCAAGACUCAAGAGUUUGUGUUCAGUGGAACUUCCAUUCGAUGGCCUGCCUAUCGAAUCGUUGAAUUAUCACUAAAGAUGUCAGAUUUGCCACUCGAUGACCACUCCAGAGAUAAGAUGAGGAGAUUAUUGAUGGAAAAGUAUGACGCGAAGAGCGAUACAAUCAUUAUAACUGCUUCCAAAUGUCCCACAAGAAGACAGAACUAUGAAUAUGCCGUCUAUUUGUUAACCGCUGUCUUCUUCGAGUCUUUGAAAGUGGAGGACUGGGAGGCAGAGAAGGCUGAGUCCGAUUGGGAACACUUCUAUUGGAGUGAAAGUCAGUCCAAGAAGUCGAUCGUCUCUUAUAUGAAACAAAUCAAACCCGAUCUCAAAGAGGAGGACAUUCUGAACGACGAAAGGAUCAAAUCGUUUGCGGAAUCCGUUUCACGACUUCAGGACCAAAAAGAGGAUAAAAUAAAUUUAGAAAACUAUAAGAAGAAUGUCUUACAGAUCAUCUUCUGAAGACAUGUCUUGAAAUUUGAUUAAUAUUAGAGUAAAUAGUGAUUAAUUUGUAAAUAAAAAUGAAUAAAUAUUUAAGACAAUCGAAAUCAGAUGAAA
Messenger RNA from Oppiella nova, 1172 nucleotides. The record is from the annotation of a GenBank genome assembly. NCBI's taxonomy places the organism in Eukaryota, Metazoa, Arthropoda, Arachnida, Sarcoptiformes, Oppiidae.